CGAAAAUCGAAGACUAGGACCAAUGGAUGGAAUCUCAGCAGCUAAUUGGAGAAUUCUAGGGCCGGUUGUUCCUGAAUUAGCGCUUCGAUAUAGUGGGCUGCAGCCGCUAAGGCUAAGACCCAUAGGGUUAUUCUAGCUGCGAUUUCGGGGAUUCUUGAAUCACCGAAUUCUUUCUUCUAGGGAUCUUUGCCGCGGCAUACUCUCGGAAUCAACAAGGUGAUGAUAACUUCCUUGUAACGAACACCUUAGGUACAUGAAAUAUCCGCCUAAGGUCGCCUAGGAAACAAGUAUAAUAUUUAACUCAUAAGCUGAUGACGUCGGGUUCAUCCACGUUUCGCUGCAAGCCGUUUAGAAGACGAUUGCGACAUACGGAGCAAAAUAAGAUCUGAGACAUGUUGACGAACGAAUAUUAUCAGAUUAGAGAAACUUAAGAUUUUCAGCUACAGACAGACUAGUUUACCCCUACUCUCUUCCUCCACCAUCUCACAUCUUACUCUUCGACCUCACUUUUCGACAACUAGGGGGAAAAUGUCGAAACUUUCAAACACCGUCAAGGCGCUCAUCAACGCCAGCCACGCGAGCCCGGGAUACACCCCCUCGUCGGCAGGCGUGCAAACGGCGUUGACAAAGUUCGCGAGCGAUGCGGCCGAGAAGAAAGUUGGAUUACCCGCCUGGGUAACGCUGUCGACAGCCGUCUCGGCAACACUAAACUGCCCCGAGGCCAUGACCCAAAUCUUCCACCUCGCCAACGCGACCCCGACGCCCAACUCGCCGCGCACGCCGGCCCAGAACGCCGAGCUGAUCCGCGAAGUCGGGCUCAAGUGCAUAUCCUUCAACGGCAUCCCGCGGAGCAUCAACACUUUGGGCGCUUUCCACAGCAGCCUACCUAAAGACGUCGCGGCCUCGCUCAGCACGAAGCCGACGCGCGAGCUGACGCCGGAAAACCUCGAGGUCAGAAAGAGGGACGGCCUCGCCCUCUGGGACAGCGUGUACCUGGGCUUCGAGCGCAAGCUGCUCGACAAGCUGGCGCAGUCGCAUCCGGACCUGCCCGUCCAUAUUCUGAAUGGCCAUUACUCGAACCUGCUGUCGAACCCGCGGGGCGCGGAUGCGCCGGCCAAGGUGGGCCGCGUGCUCACUUCGCUCGUGGCGAUCGCGUGCUUGCGCGCGCAGACGGGGGUCGGGCCGCAGGUCGUGUCGCAUGUCUUCGGGCUGAGGAAGGCGUAUGAGAAUGGGGAUGCGCGGGCGGAGGGCGAGGAGCCGGUCGAGGGCGGGCCGUGGCUGGCGUCUGAGGAUGGGAAUAUUUGGUUACUGGAGAAUGUUGAUAAGUUGGUGGGUGUGAUUACUAGUGGUGAGGGGACUACGUUUGCUCCUGGACUAAGGCCGAAGUUAUGAUGGGGGUUACGAGGUGUGAGAGGGAUGAAGUGAUGAUCCAUGCACUGACGAUGGAUGAUGGAUGGAAAUGCACAUAUAUCUUAUGUACAUAAAGACCUUGACCACGAGAUGAUGUAUUGUCUACCGUCUCAUAUUGAUAGAUGAGAAAUAUGACCAAAUUUGGAUACACACUCGCCGA
Molecule: messenger RNA, 1570 nt
Organism: Annulohypoxylon truncatum
Lineage: Eukaryota; Fungi; Ascomycota; Sordariomycetes; Xylariales; Hypoxylaceae
Product: mitochondrial protein
Exons: 2
Coding region: 529-1392 (287 amino acids)
Source: RefSeq, a predicted model, not a curated record